ACAGUGUGCUCGAGGUCAGCGAGUUCGCGCACCUCCUCGUUCGCCGCAAGGUCCAGCGGGGUCCGGCCACUAUGUCCGUCCACUUCAGCUCACAGGUGUUCAGCUCGCGCUCGGCCGCCCUCCCUGGCCGCGGAGGCCAGGUGCGCCUGAGCUCGGGUCGCCCGGGCAGCCUCGGCAGCAGCAGCUUCUAUGGCUUGAGCGCCUCGCGGCCGCGGAUGGCGGUGCGCUCCGCCUAUGGGGGUCCAGUGGGCGCCGGCAUUCGCGAAGUCACCAUCAAUCAGAGCCUGCUGGCCCCUCUGCGGGUGGACAUCGACCCCUCCAUCCAGCAGGUGCGCCAGGAGGAGCGAGAGCAGAUCAAGACCCUCAACGACAAGUUCGCUUCCUUCAUUGACAAGGUGCGCUUCCUAGAGCAGCAGAACAAGAUGCUGGAGACCAAGUGGGUGCUGCUGCAGGAAUCAAAAUCAGCUAAGAGCAGCCACCUCUCUGGCCUCUUUGAGACCCAGAUUGCUGGCCUUCGGGGGCAGCUGGAGGCACUACAGAUGGAUGGAGGCCGCCUGGAGGUGGAGCUGCGGAGCAUGCAGGAUGUGGUAGAAGACUUCAAGAAUAAGUAUGAGGAGGAGAUCAACUGUCGCACGGCUGCUGAGAAUGAGUUUGUGGUGCUGAAGAAGGAUGUGGAUGCUGCCUACAUGAACAAGGUGGAGCUGGAGGCCAAGGUGGAUGCUCUGAAUGAUGAGAUCAGCUUCCUCAGGACCCUCAAUGAGACGGAGUUGGCAGAGCUGCAGUCCCAGAUCUCAGACACAUCUGUGGUUCUGUCCAUGGACAACAGCCGCUCCCUGGACCUGGACAGCAUCAUCGCUGAAGUGAAGGCCCAGUAUGAGGAGAUGGCCAAGCACAGUCGGGCUGAGGCUGAAGCCUGGUACCAGACCAAGUUUGAGACUCUCCAGACCCAGGCUGGAAAGCAUGGGGAAGACCUCCGGAACACCCGGAACGAGAUUGCGGAGAUGAACCGGGCCAUCCAGAGGCUGCAGGCUGAGAUCGACAGCAUUAAGAAUCAGCGUGCCAAGUUGGAGGCUACCAUCGCAGAGGCCGAGGAGCGUGGGGAGCUGGCCAUUGGGGAUGCUCGUGCCAAGCAGGAGGAGCUGGAGGCCGCCCUGCAGCAGGCCAAGCAGGACAUGGCGCGGCAGCUGCGCGACUACCAGGAGCUCAUGAACGUCAAGCUGGCCCUGGACAUCGAGAUCGCCACCUACCGCAAGCUGCUGGAGGGCGAGGAGAGCCGGUUGGUUGGAGAUGGAGCAGGAGCUGUGAACAUCUCUGUGGUGAGUUCUACUGGUGGCAGUGGCAGAGGGCUGGUCUUCGGAGGAACCAUGGGCAGCAACGCCCUGAGCUUCUCGAGCAGCGGGGGACCUGGAGCCCUCAAGGCCUAUUCCAUCAGGACCUCAUCUGCCACCCGAAGGAACCUCCACAACUAAGCCGUGGGCACAGACACACACAUCCCCCUGCCCACAGUCAUAGGAGGACUCUGGCCUCCCACCCCUGGUCCUGAGAUUGAAACAUAGUCUGAAAACUAAUGUCAGAGUAGCUUCAAUAAAAAGAAUUUCUGAGCCCUG
Molecule: messenger RNA, 1607 nt
Organism: Marmota monax (woodchuck)
Lineage: Eukaryota; Metazoa; Chordata; Mammalia; Rodentia; Sciuridae
Gene: Krt7
Product: keratin 7
Exons: 9
Coding region: 72-1469 (465 amino acids)
Biological process (GO): keratinization; intermediate filament organization
Cellular component (GO): keratin filament
Molecular function (GO): structural constituent of skin epidermis
Source: RefSeq, a predicted model, not a curated record